Messenger RNA from Nothobranchius furzeri (turquoise killifish), 1006 nucleotides. Lineage: Eukaryota; Metazoa; Chordata; Actinopteri; Cyprinodontiformes; Nothobranchiidae. The record is from RefSeq and is a predicted model, not a curated record.
AAGAUCGAGUGAAACACCUCUGAAGACGUGGAUUAUUUCGAAGGAAGAUGGUGAAGUUAUUGCAGCUCAUUGCAACUGCAUGGCAGGACUAUCGGAGUCAUUUUCUCAUGUGGGGGCAGUCCUGUUCUCCAUUGAAGCCGGGGUGAGAAUGCAAGACUCUGCUUCUUCUACAUCUGAGCAGUGCAAGUGGUUGAUGCCAUCACAUGUUAAAAAGAUUCCUGCUGCCCCCGUUGCUAUGAUUGACUUCUCCUCAGCAAAGUCCAAGAAACUAAAGCUUGACCGUUCCAUUGAUGGCAGGACAACCGACAGCAAGCCUGUGAAAUCGCUUCUGUGUCCAAGGGUGAAGAAGGGAUCAGAAACCUAUAACAGGUUUUUUGAUGCCUUAAGUAAAAACUGUCCAAAGAGUGCAGCACUGAUGGCACGGGAGCCAUACUACAAAGAAUUCAUCCCCAAAUCUAGUAUGCUCCCUAAAACUGUUCUUGACUAUAGAACUUCAGAAACUUUGCAUUUACCACCCAAAGAGCUUGCAGAGCUGUGCCAGGAGUUCCAGUUUGAAGAGCUCACCCCGUCCCAAGUCCAGGCUGUAGAGACGGCUACCCGAGAUCAGAGUGCAAGCAGGAUUUUGUUUAGGCAGAGAGCUGGAUGCAUCACUGCAUCAAAGAUGAGAAGAGUUCUUAGAACCAGCCCCCAGCAACCCUCCAAGAGCUUGAUCAUGGCUAUAUGCUACCCAGAAGCAUAUAGGUUCACCACAGAUGCCACAAGUUAUGGAUGCCAACAUGAAUCACAGGCCAGAGGAGCGUAUGAGAAGCUAAUGGGUCGGGAGCAUGCAGGCUUUUCUUGUGUGAACAGUGGUCUCUGGCUGAACCCCAGGUGGCCAUAUAUGGGCUCCUCCCCAGAUGGUGUAGUCACUUGUGACUGCCAUGGAACUGGCAUCUGUGAAAUUAAGUGUCCACACUCUGAGCAAGAUGAGCCCAGUCUGCGAUUGUGUGCUGAUAUGGGGUUUUGA